This is a messenger RNA of Diorhabda sublineata, 1982 nucleotides long. Its product is annotated as protein disulfide-isomerase A3. The transcript is spliced from 9 exons. Lineage: Eukaryota; Metazoa; Arthropoda; Insecta; Coleoptera; Chrysomelidae. The coding region runs from base 414 to 1889 and encodes 491 amino acids. Gene Ontology annotation, cellular component: endoplasmic reticulum. Gene Ontology annotation, molecular function: protein disulfide isomerase activity. Gene Ontology annotation, biological process: protein folding; response to endoplasmic reticulum stress. The record is from RefSeq and is a predicted model, not a curated record.
GUUCACAUGCAGCGUAACAAAAGAUGCAUAAAAAUACUAAUUGGUUAGGUUAGGUAACACUAAACUACAUAGAUAAAUAAAGAUAUUUAUUUAUGUUAUCUAGGUUACUUACAGAAUGAACCUUUGCAAAAUUUGUGGACCUCGUGAACAUAAGUUGUUUAUUUAAAUGUGGGUUGCGUAGGAAGGGAUAUAAUCCAUAGAUCAACCACAUCAUCACAAACUAUGUAGUUCAUCUAUGUUUCCACGUUCGUAGCCAAUCAUAUUAUUUAGAUACAUCAUAGUAACCAAUAAACAAUCGACAACACGUUGUCUUGCGCAUUUUAAAAGCCACGUAUCGUCAGAUUCAAGGAUUCUUUUACGCAAAGGUCUUGAGGUCGUAUUGAAAAAUUGUUAAGCCGGUUAAAAAUAAGAAAAUGUAUUUAUUCCAAAUUUUCGUCAUGCCUCUAUUUUUCUAUACUUGCUUCGCAAGAGAAGAAGAUGUUUUAGAGUUAUCGGAUAGUGAUUUUGAAUCCAGAAUAGCCGAACAUCAAACUGCUCUGGUUAUGUUUUAUGCUCCUUGGUGUGGACAUUGUAAGAGAUUAAAGCCAGAAUAUGCAAAAGCUGCUGAAGAUUUAAUCAGAAAUGAUCCCCCAGUUGCCUUGGUCAAAGUAGACUGCACAGAAGGUGGCAAAGAAACUUGUAAUAAGCACAGUGUAAGUGGUUACCCUACUUUGAAAAUAUUUAGAAAUGGAGAAGUUUCCCAAGAAUACAAUGGACCCAGAGAAGCAGCAGGAAUUGUCAAGUACAUGAAAGCUCAAGUUGGUCCAAGUUCAGUGGAACUAAAAACUGCAGAUUGUUUGAAAAAAUUACUGGCAGCUGAAAAAGAGUCUGUAGUGGUGGGUUUCUUUGAAAAAGAAUCACUUCUUAAGGCCUCUUUCCUUAAAAUUGCUAAUAAAUUGAGAGAAAAAGUAAAAUUUGCUCACACCUCUUUCAAGGAACUUUUGGAUGCCCAAGAAAUCAAGGAUGGUUUGGUCUUGUUUAGACCUACUCAUUUGCAAAACAAAUUUGAGGAAAAUAGUGUAAAAUACACUGGUGAUGCCGACGCUGCUGAAAUUCAGAAAUUCAUUACUAAAAAUUUCCAUGGUUUGGUAGGACAUCGUAAACCUGACAACAGACAAGAAUUCGAAAAUCCAUUGUUUGUUGCUUACUAUGAUGUUGACUAUGUUAAGAACCCCAAGGGAACAAACUACUGGCGUAACAGAAUUUUGAAGGUUGCCAAAGAAUUUGUUGGUAAAGCUAAUUUUGCUAUUAGUUCAAACGAUGAAUUCCAACAUGAAUUGAAUGAGUUUGGUUUAGACUAUGUUAAAGGCGAUAAACCAGUAAUCGCAGCUAGAGAUGCUAAAAAUCAGAAAUUUGUUCUUAAAGAUUUCUCUGUUGAAGGUUUUGAAAUAUUCAUCAGUGAUGUGUUGGAAGGCUCUAUUGAACCUUAUUUAAAAUCUGAACCAAUUCCAGAAAGCAAUGAUCAACCAUUAAAGGUAGCAGUAGCUAAGAAUUUUGAAGAAGUUGUUGUCAAUAAUGGAAAGGAUACCUUUAUUGAAUUUUAUGCUCCGUGGUGUGGACACUGCAAAAAGCUCGCACCUGUUUUUGAAGAACUCGCCGAAAAACUUAAAGAUGAGGAUGUAUUCAUUGUUAAAAUGGAUGCUACUGCUAAUGAUGUCCCAUCCACUUAUGAAGUUCGUGGUUUCCCCACACUUUUCUGGUUACCUAAAGAUUUUAAGGAUUCACCUAUCAAAUAUGAGGGUGGACGAGAAAUUGAUGAUUUUAUCAAAUACAUUGCCAAAGAGGCUACAAACGAACUCAAAGGAUAUGAUAGGAGUGGAUCUCCCAAAGCAGGCAAGACUGAAUUAUAAUUUUAAAAUCGAUAUUGUGUAGAGUACUUUUUUAAAAGAAAUUCCACGUAUAUUGUGUUACUUUUUUGUAAUAAAGCGAUUCUCUUAUUUUUA